This is a messenger RNA of Penicillium soppii, 1641 nucleotides long. RefSeq names its product sugar porter family MFS transporter. NCBI's taxonomy places the organism in Eukaryota, Fungi, Ascomycota, Eurotiomycetes, Eurotiales, Aspergillaceae. Gene Ontology annotation, biological process: transmembrane transport; carbohydrate transport. The coding region runs from base 1 to 1641 and encodes 546 amino acids. Gene Ontology annotation, molecular function: carbohydrate:proton symporter activity. Gene Ontology annotation, cellular component: membrane. The record is from RefSeq and is a predicted model, not a curated record. The transcript is spliced from 3 exons.
AUGGCUGUUGGCAAUCUCUAUGUCAUUACGGCUGUGUCCGUCAUUGGCGGCGCGCUGUUUGGUUUCGAUAUCUCGUCGAUGUCAGCCAUUAUCAGUACGCCAGCGUAUAAGUGUUACUUUAAUCAAGGACCCAGGGGCCCGCCAUUCAACGAUGACCUCGAUUGUAGUGGUCUGUCUUCCCUGGCCCAGGGCGGUGUUACCGCUGCUAUGCCUGGUGGUUCAUGGCUUGGUGCUCUUAUUUCUGGUUUUAUCUCCGAUCGUCUUGGCCGGAAAUACGCUAUCAUGACUGGCUGCAUUAUCUGGGUUAUCGGUUCAGUGAUUAUCUGUGCUUCCCAGAACAUGGGCAUGCUCAUUGCUGGACGUGUGAUCAACGGUCUCAGUGUCGGUAUCGAGUCAGCUCAGGUCCCCGUCUAUAUCUCGGAGAUUGCGCCUCCUUCUAAGCGUGGCCGUCUCGUUGGCUCCCAGCAGUGGGCUAUUACCUGGGGCAUUUUAAUCAUGUACUAUAUCUCCUUCGGUUGCUCCUACAUCGGCCAUGGCAACGCUUCCACUUCCCAGAACUACAGCACAUCCGUUUUCCGUAUCCCCUGGGCUGUGCAGAUGGUCCCUGCCAUUCUUCUUUUCUUUGGAAUGAUGCUCCUCCCCGAAUCUCCCCGUUGGUUGGCCCGCAAAGACCGCUGGGAAGAGUGCCAGUCCGUGCUGGCCCUCGUCCACGCCAAGGGCGAUGCCAACAGCCCCUUCGUUAUCGCCGAGAUGCAGGAGAUCCGCGACAUGUGCGAGUUCGAGCGUGCAAACAAGGACGUCUCUUACAUAGAACUGUUCCACCCCAAGAUGAUUCACCGUACCAUGACCGGUAUCUGGACCCAGAUCUGGUCUCAACUGACCGGUAUGAAUGUUAUGAUGUACUAUAUCACCUACGUCUUUGGCAUGGCUGGUUACGAAGGCGAUGCCACCCUCCUCGCUUCGUCUAUUCAGUACAUCAUCAACGUUGUCAUGACCGUUCCCGCCCUGAUCUGGGUUGACCGCUGGGGUCGUCGUCCUACUCUCCUGAUCGGUGCCACCCUGAUGAUGAUCUGGAUGUUCGCCAACGCCGGUAUCAUGGCUACGUACGGCGAGGUCGUCCCUGGUGGUAUCAAGGGUGUGGCCGAGGAGUCCAUGCGUCUGAGCGGUACCCCUGCCAAGGGACUCAUCGCCUGCACCUACCUGUUUGUCGCUUCCUACGCCCCGACUUGGGGUCCCGUCUCGUGGGUGUAUCCUCCCGAGUUGUACCCUCUCCGUGUGCGUGGAAAGGCGGUUGCCCUGGCUACAUCUGCCAACUGGGCUUUCAACACUGCUCUCGGCCUGUUCGUGCCUUCCGCCUUUGCCAACAUCCGCUGGCAGACUUACAUUAUCUUCGGUGUUUUCCUGGCCGUCAUGCUUGUCCACGUCUUCUUCCUCUUCCCCGAGACUGCUGGUAAGACUCUGGAGGAAACUGAGCAGAUCUUUGAAGAUCCCAAUGGUAUCCCGUACAUUGGUACUCCGGCCUGGAAGACCUCCCACGAUACCAAGCGCACUAUCGCCGCCGAGUCUGGCGAUGUUGAAGUCCUCGGGGAGAAGUUGGCUGGUGCCGAGAAGCGCUCUGCUGCUCACACCGAGGAGGUUUAG